AAACCAUUCGCUCUCACGUAAUUGUGAUUUCUCCCAUCGCAUCUUCAGACUCGUAACAAGUGACCUCUGUGUUAUACAGACAAAGCGGUAUCUAGCCCGUCAACCCGUAUACCGCAAGGUACCUCAGUACAUUGUUGGACUCCUGGGGGUUCGUUAGCGUUGCCGCAUCCAACCAGAACCUUCAAAUCGGUUCACAGGACCAGCGCUGCUGUGUCGUUCGCCGACUGAACCUGUCUGUGCCGCCCCGAGAUAUGAUGUCGGUUGCAAUCUACGACCCACAGCAAGAUGUCGGUGACACUAUCUGCCGGCUUGUCAGUAUCGGAUCUGACCGAUAAGAAUAAGGAAGGGGAUGGCCAUGUAGUGUUGACCCCGCCCCUUAUCCCAGAGUCUUUGUUGUCCUCUUCUCAGAUACCAUAUAUUCAAGAGGUAGAACAUCAAUAUCAUCGUAAACAACCAAGCACCAUCAACAGCAUAGCAAACAUGGCCAUCGGUAUCUUCACCAAACCCUCUGCACUUGGCGUCAGCCACAGCACAAUCCCCAACGUGGGUCCCUGCCAGCAAAAUCGUUUCGACGAACUCGUGAUGCGACUCAAGGAUGCCCUUGGUCCAUCAUCGGGAUUGACUUCUGAUGAUGUUGACGUUGACUUCCUUCAACAACUGAUGGAAGGAUAUGACGGAUCUGACAACAUGUGGAAGCCUUAUGCCUUCGGUGAUCGCAGUAGGGGAUAUACCCGUAAUCUCGUUGACGAAGGUAACGGCAAGAGUAAUUUGCUUGUUCUCGUAUGGUCUCCUGGAAAGGGGUCCCCUAUCCACGACCACGGCAACGCCCACUGCUUGAUGAAGAUUCUGAAGGGCAACCUCACCGAGACUCGAUACGCAUUUCCGAACGAGGAUGAACAAGCUAAACCAAUGGAUAUCAUUGGGGAAAGAACAUAUAAGGAAAACUCCGUCGCAUAUAUGGCAGACGAACUAGGUCUGCAUCGUGUAUCCAACAGGGGCAGCGACUUUGCUGUAUCCCUCCACUUGUACACUCCCCCCAAUGUAGCUAAAAAAGGAUGUCAUGUCUUUGACGAGAAGACAGGACGGAAGAGCCACGUGCCAGGUUGUCACUACUACUCGGCUUAUGGGCGGCUGCUGAAGGAGUAGUUGACGCAGGAAAGGCCAUGAUAGCCACGAUUUGAUGAGAUAUGACCUUGUUGUAAUUAGCGCCGCAAGUAUUGAGAGCUCUCCUUUUAAUCGGAAUGGCCAGAUUGUUUUUGAUGGCAGAUGAUGGGAGUGGAUGUUGGACGGGGGAUGAUCUCAGUAGCUAUAGCAAGUAUGCACUUUGAUACUAGCAUAGAAUGAACCGAUCUGAUCGAAUGAGACCCGCAUUGUACACGAA
Fusarium verticillioides 7600 is the source of this 1381-nucleotide messenger RNA. Its product is annotated as cysteine dioxygenase. The transcript is spliced from 3 exons. Gene Ontology annotation, molecular function: cysteine dioxygenase activity; ferrous iron binding. The coding region runs from base 286 to 1146 and encodes 286 amino acids. The record is from RefSeq and is a predicted model, not a curated record. NCBI's taxonomy places the organism in Eukaryota, Fungi, Ascomycota, Sordariomycetes, Hypocreales, Nectriaceae. Gene Ontology annotation, biological process: L-cysteine catabolic process.